Molecule: messenger RNA, 702 nt
Organism: Kazachstania africana CBS 2517
Lineage: Eukaryota; Fungi; Ascomycota; Saccharomycetes; Saccharomycetales; Saccharomycetaceae
Gene: LOG1
Product: Log1p
Exons: 1
Coding region: 1-702 (233 amino acids)
Biological process (GO): cytokinin biosynthetic process
Cellular component (GO): cytosol
Molecular function (GO): hydrolase activity, hydrolyzing N-glycosyl compounds
Source: RefSeq, a predicted model, not a curated record
AUGUCUGAGAAAAGUAUUUGUGUUUACUGUGGUUCUUCUGUAGGUAAUAGUACAGUUUAUUCAGAAGAAGCCAGCAAGUUAGGUAGUUUGUUCCAUAAACUAGGUUGGAAGUUAAUUUAUGGUGGUGGUACAACCGGUUUAAUGGGGGCCAUUGCACAAGCCACCAUGGGCCCGAAUUUUGAUGGGAAAGUGCAUGGGAUAAUUCCAGAUGCUCUCGUCGCUAAAGAAAGAGAGGCAGGGAGGGAAGAUGAUGUGAAUGUACAAGAGGCCAUUGAACAACAGAUCAACACUACCGUCGAAAAUCAUAAGGGUUCCACUCCAAUUUCAACUAAAUUUGGAGAUACAACUAUUGUUCCUGAUAUGCACACAAGAAAGAGGCUGAUGGCUAGCGAAAGUGAUGCUUUCGUUGCCAUGCCGGGGGGCUACGGUACUUUCGAAGAAAUCAUGGAAUGCAUAACGUGGUCGCAACUAGGUAUCCACAGUAAGCCUGUGGUGCUGUUCAAUAUUAAUGGAUUUUACAAUUCUUUGCUUCUUUUCAUCAGGCAUUCCAUAGAUCAAGGUUUCAUCAGCAAUGCCAAUGGUGAUAUCGUCCAAGUAGCAAAUACCCCAGAAGAAGUGGUCGAAAAGAUCGAAAAAUACGUUGUCCCAGCUGGCAGAUUCAACCUCAACUGGGAGGAUGAGUGUGAUAGUGACGGACAUUAG